AUGGCCGCUCAAGACCUCCAUGCGGAAGCCAUUACUUGGCUUACGGAUUUCCAUAAACAUAUGGAUUCCCUCAAUGCUGAAGUCGCCGUUCCCAAAUUCUUCGCAGAGGACUGCGUCCUGUCCUUCGCCGAAAACCCGCCCAUCACUGGUGUCGCUAACAUCAAGGACUUUCUCAGCGCCCAAUACCAGUAUCUGGAGAGCAUGCACCACACAAUCAAGCGUGUAGACGUCGUGUCGGACCGAAUAUACCAGGAAGCCGAUAUCCGUUAUGUGGUCAAGGGUGAUCCGGAACGGAAGGAGAUUUUGAUCAAGGGCAUUGCACUGGUUGGGAAAAGGCCCAAGCAGGAGAAAAUGAACACCUUCACCGUCUAUUUGGACCCAACGGCAUUGAAAGAGAGAAUCGCGGCAGUUGUUGGCGGGGAGAUUUAG
Talaromyces atroroseus is the source of this 429-nucleotide messenger RNA. RefSeq lists its product as hypothetical. Lineage: Eukaryota; Fungi; Ascomycota; Eurotiomycetes; Eurotiales; Trichocomaceae. The transcript has a single exon. The coding region runs from base 1 to 429 and encodes 142 amino acids. The record is from RefSeq and is a predicted model, not a curated record.